Molecule: messenger RNA, 647 nt
Organism: Saccostrea cuccullata (small rock oyster)
Lineage: Eukaryota; Metazoa; Mollusca; Bivalvia; Ostreida; Ostreidae
Exons: 2
Coding region: 19-294 (91 amino acids)
Source: RefSeq, a predicted model, not a curated record
CACCCAAAGUCAACGACAAUGCCAAAAAGAAAGCGUGAUUCGACGCCAUUACCAAGAAGGCGCACCAAGCGCAACGAUGGCGCCCAGACCAGUCAAGGAGAUGGUCAAACUGAAACCAGUGGAAGCAUGGGACAGCCGUCCUUUAGCUUAUCUAAUGAGCAGUUGCAGCAGGUGUCAGAAGCUGUAGCAAACAUCCUAAGCAAGCAGAGUGGGACAAACCCCCCAAUGCCCAUAGAGCCACUGGAAACCCCCAUGGCCACACGGGAACAGAGUCAAGACAAUAUAAAGAAUUAAUCCAUAUCCACAGCAAGGUCCCGUCCUAACCGUCACGGCUGUAAUCACAUUUUUCCUGGAGGAACACAUUGCCCAAGCGGAUAUUUGGCUCACCAGUAGUGCCUAACCUUGAUUCUUAAUAUAUGACUUGGUGCACAAUUGAUUGAAUUUUGCAAUUAUUGUCCAAGCAGGCGAGCAUCUGUUCCCAGGGCUCUCCAUUAUGCUUGUUUUAUUUGUGGGGACGCCACCAAGGCAAGAAUUGAUGCUGGGCUCCCUUAUUUGUUUUAAUGCAGCCGUGGCCUAUAUCGCCAAAUAAAUAUAAAUAAUUAAAUAGAAGCUUUUUGUUAUCUUUGGUAUAAAGGCCCAAGGUAAGG